AUGACUUCAGUCCCAACAAUCUCCUCGGAUCGUAGCGACUGGCGGUCGAAGCAAAAGAAGGCUAAGAAUCUGCCCAUGAAGCAUGAAGAAAAAAUAUUUGGUUCAGGGAGCAAGUUCACUGAAACCGAUACCCACGCCAUCUGCGCACUGUACUCGAGAUACGGUAGUCUCAGACGAUUUGUGAAAAACCACGGAGAAAUGGUCAACCAGGAGAUCCUCUCACUGGCUGGAGCGCGGCUAGAUAAUCUGUUUUCACAACUUUCUCAUGUCUUGGGAAGCUCUAACGAAUUUUUAGAGCUUGACAGAGCCACACGCGACGCAAGUGGUAUUUGGGGUAGCGCAGCUGAAUGUAUGUUCUCCAUUGUGAACCGUUUUCACGAAGAGCGCGGCUAUAGAAGCAACGCCUACCAUAACAGUCCCUAUCAUAAGACGCGGUCGACUGGCGGUCCAAGACCUGAUCUCGAGUCUCCUACCAAGCUUCGUAAGAGAGCCAUGGAACAAUCAAUUGAGCAAAAGAUGAGUUUCAUGAAAUUCCAAGAGACCUCAGAUGACUCCGAAUCCGAGUCCUCCGACGCUGACAGCAUCUCGGUGGCCUCAACAAGCCAUGACGGAGCAGUUUACAGUCACAAACAAGAGUCUUUUCAGGCCGGCGAUGAAGCGACGGUGAAUACUGCCCUGGUACUCUUAGUGUUGCCGUUAGCAAGCAUCGACGACGUAAUCGGGCGUGUGAAAUUUGACCGCAAAAACUACGUGGUAAGUCAUGGCGAGCGAGAUUUUUACACGGCCAAAGUAGACGGCGUGGUCCUGGGGCAAUUCAAUGGGAGAGCGGACUACUUUCGCACGAUCGCUUUCUUCGAAGCAAAAGGGAAUCUUCAGGCCGCUAAGAACGGCACUGCGCGGAGGCAGGUCUGCUCUGAGAUGGCCGCAAUCAUUCACAAUGAGGACGAUAAGGACCUGGGCCGCGUCUUUCUCGGCAGUGAUGACGAUACUGACGAAGAGCUACGCCUCCCUUACUUUCUAUGCCCAGAUAGGCAGACUAGGUAG
This is a messenger RNA of Bacidia gigantensis, 1044 nucleotides long. RefSeq lists its product as uncharacterized. The record is from RefSeq and is a predicted model, not a curated record. NCBI's taxonomy places the organism in Eukaryota, Fungi, Ascomycota, Lecanoromycetes, Lecanorales, Ramalinaceae. The transcript has a single exon. Bases 1 to 1044 code for a protein of 347 amino acids.